AAUUUUACUAAAAAGCGAAAAUCAAUAUAAUUAUAUUAAAAUUGUUGUGCUGCUUGUAUUUUUUUUUUAAAUUCAAGAAAGUUCAUUUACCCUAAUUUUUUUGUUCCCAACUUUUUUGAAUUCAUUUAGGUGAAAGAUAUUUAGCACUUUUAAAAAGUAGAAAAAAUAUUCUAAAGGCCUAAAAUAAAAAAUUAACCAAACAUAAAGGAGGUAAAGUGUAAUUUAUCUAAUAUUUUAAUCUAAAGAUAAAAUUUGCUGUAACUUUUCGUAUACAAUUUAGGUAUCCACCGGAUUAGAACUCCAAAACCUACUACACCAGUAUGUAAUUUUGAGAAUUGAAUUUUUUUAGUAAUUUUUAAUUUUUUAUUAAAAAAAUGUGUAAAAAUAUAUAUAUAUAAAAAAUUGAUUUUUUUAUAAUAAUUUUUUAAUUUUUUGACCGAACGAAUAAAUUGUCAAAAUAGGCUUAAUCUUAUUUAUUACUUUUUUGUGGAUACAUUAAAAGUAUAAAAAUAAAUAAGCCCGAGUCUCCGAGCCCCCAUAGUGAUAGUUAUUCUAAAAUUUUAUUUAAAAACGGGCAUAGUGUGAGCUCCACUUAUUAUUAUUUUACAUUUUUAUUAUUGAUUUUUUAAAUAUUAAGCAGAGCCCACGAGCUGAUGUUAUUGUCUUUCAAUUUUUAAUUUUUUUUUUUUAUCUUUAUCAAAAAUAAAUAUAAGCAUUUUUGUUGAUUCUAAUAAACAAAAUAAAAUAAAGAGUCGAGCUUGACUUUGCAUACAACACAAUCACUUGUUGUGAAACACUAACUAUAAAUUCCAUACUAUUCGUAGCAUAUAUUCAUUCAAAUGUAUUAUGCACACAACUUCUUUGCUGCAUUGUAAUCAUAUAUAUGAAGGAACACAUGAGAGGUCCUGUAGUUGGUUUGCUAUGGUGGAUUCUUGCCAUAGCAAGUCUCGAUUUUAGUUUCUGCAAUGGAAACUCCACCGUGUCUUGCAUUGCAAAGGAGAGACAAGCCCUUUUGCGGUUCAAGGACGAUCUUACUGAUCCUUCAAGCUGGCUUUCCUCUUGGUCUAGCAAUGACGACUGUUGUUCAUGGGAUGGAGUUGUUUGUGACAAUUUUAGUGGCCAUGUCCGUGAGCUCCAUCUUCAAGGUUCAUGCACAGACUACUCAGGUUUUAUGUGCAAUGAUUACAUACCCAAGUUGGGUGGUAAGUUAAAUCCUUCUUUGCUCAAUUUGAAAGAUUUGAAUUACUUGAACUUGAGCUACAACGAUUUUGGAGGGAUAGAAAUCCCCAAUUUCAUUGGUUCUUUAAGGAGUCUAGAAUAUCUUGACCUCUCUAAAGCUGGCUUUAGUGGAGUAAUUCCUCAAACACUUGGGAAUCUCACAAGUUUGCACUAUCUUGAUCUUCAACAUUGUUCUAGUAGUAUUUUGAGUCUAGAAAAUUUUCAAUGGAUUUCUGGUCUUCUCUUGCUCCAACACCUCGAUUUAAGUUGUGUGGAUCUUAGCCAAUCCUCUAAUUGGCUGCAAAUGACUAGUAUGCUUCCUUCUUUGGUAGAAUUACACUUGCGUUACUGCCAACUUGAUCUUUCUUUUUCUCUUCUUGGCCUUAACUUUACUUCUCUUGCCGUCCUCGAUCUCUCCGGAAACUACUUCAAACCUUUGAUGCCAAAUUGGUUGUUUGGUCUUACUGGCCUUGAUUCUCUGGUUCUACCAGAAUGUGGUUUUAGUGGUCCAAUUCCUAAUGGACUUCAAAACAUGACUAGCCUUCGAGAUCUCGAUCUCUCAUGGAACCGUUUCAAUUCCACCAUACCCAUUUGGUUGUAUAAUUUCAAAGGUCUCAAAUCACUCAACCUUGGUGGAAAUGAUUUACAAGGCCCAAUCACAGAUGACAUUGGAAAUAUGACUUCUAUUAUUCACAUUGAUUUGUCAUACAAUGAAAUUGAAGGAAGAAUACCAAGAUCUAUGGGAGGUCUUUGCAGCACAAAAUUUAUUGAUUUUUCAUAUAACAAAUUUGGUGACAUAUCAGAUGUUUUCAGAAGUUUGACUGGAUGCAUUUCAGAUAAUUUGGAGACGCUAAGGUUACGUGAAUGUCAACUUUCUGGUUCUUUCAGUGAUAAUCUCGGGCAAUUUAAAAAUUUGCAGAAACUAGAUCUUUCAGUUAAUUCAAUUGUUGGUCCACUUCCAUGGUCAAUAGGAAGACUAUCAUCGUUAAAAUCAUUAUAUUUGAAUGAUAAUCGAUUGAAUGGAACAAUUCCUGAAAGUCUUGGUAAUCUCACGAAGUUAGAAGAACUAUAUAUUAGUUACAAUUUUUUGGAAGGGAUUAUGUCAGAAACUCAUUUUGCCAACCUCAAAAAUUUGAAAAUUUUAGAUGCUUCUAGCAAUUUAUUGAUUUUUAAAGUAAGCCCUAACUGGAUUCCUCCAUUCCAACUUGAUGAAAUUAGUUUAAGGUCAUGUCAUUUGGAUCCACGUUUUCCUAAUUGGCUUCAAUUACAAAAGAAACUUUCAUAUUUGGAUUUUUCAUCCACUGGAAUUUCAGGUAAUAUUCCUACUUGGUUUUGGAACUUAUCUUCUGGAAUUCAUUAUUUAAAUCUCUCUCACAACCAAAUCCAUGGUGAGAUUCCAUAUAUUCCAAAACAUGAUGACCAUUCACACCCAGUAAUGUACUUAAGUUCCAACCAAUUUAGCGGUCCAUUGCCUACUAUCUCUCCUCAUCUAGUUGAGCUUGAUCUUUCCAACAAUUCAUUUUCAGGAGAUAUGACUCACUUCUUGUGCGGCAAAUCGAAUGAAACAAUUGAAUUGAGGAUUCUUAUCCUUCGAGAAAAUCUUUUAUCAGGAGAAAUUCCUGAUUGUUGGAUGAAUUGGCAAUCAAUAGAAGUCAUCAAUCUUAGAAACAACAAUUUGAAGGGGAGUAUUCCAAGUUCCAUAAGCUUCUUAAGUCACCUAAUUUCAUUGCAAGUACGCAACAAUAGUCUGUCAGGUGAAUUUCCUCCAUCACUACAAAAUUGUACGCAGUUACUAACAAUAGACCUUGGUAUGAAUAAGUUUGUUGGAAGCAUACCAGCAUGGAUUGGAAAAAGUCUUCUUGACUUGAAGUUUCUUAUCCUUCGUUCAAACAGGUUUAUUGGCGAAAUUUCUUCCAAACUCUGUCACCUAACCUCUCUUCAAAUCUUAGACCUGGCAGACAAUAAAUUGAUCGGAACCAUACCUUGGUGUGUCAACAAGUUCACUGCCAUGACCACUAUACAAAACUCAAGUGAUUGGAUUGAUUAUUCUUAUUAUUAUGGGCAGAUCCUAGAGAAUGAAUUUGUGGUGACAAAAGGAAAUGAGUAUCAGUAUAGCACUAUUCUCCCACUUUUAACUAGUUUGGACCUUUCAAGCAACAAUUUAUCCGGAGAGAUUCCUGAGGAACUAACAAGUUUGUUGGGCUUGAGAUUAGUGAAUCUAUCUCGAAAUCACUUGACAGGAAUGAUCCCCAAGAAGAUCGGGUACAUGAAGUCAUUGGAUUCUAUUGAUCUCUCAAGAAACCAACUCUCAGGGAAAAUCCCUUCGAGCAUGUCAAAUUUGAAUUUUCUAGGUUAUCUUGAUAUAUCUUAUAAUAACUUGUCAGGUAAAAUUCCAACAAGCACCCAACUCCAGAGCUUUAAUGUUUCUAGGUUUGUCGGCAACAAACUCUGUGGACCUCCACUCACACAGAAAUGUAGUGCGGAUAACGAACCAGUCAACAAUGGAGGAAACAAGGUAGACAAAAGAGAAAAACCUGAAGUGGAUUGGUUUUAUCUAUGCAUGGCAUUAGGAUUUGUAAUGGGUUUUUGGGGUGUCUGUGUUCCUUUGUUGCUCUUCAAGUCAUCGAGGUAUACCUAUUUUCAGUUUGUAGAUACAAUGUGGGAUAAACUUUGUGUUGUGUGUGGAUGUUGGUAA
Camellia sinensis is the source of this 3913-nucleotide messenger RNA. RefSeq names its product receptor-like protein EIX2. NCBI's taxonomy places the organism in Eukaryota, Viridiplantae, Streptophyta, Magnoliopsida, Ericales, Theaceae. The record is from RefSeq and is a predicted model, not a curated record. Gene Ontology annotation, molecular function: protein binding.